CACAGCCAAACACUGUUAGAGUCAUAACACAAAAUCUAAGUCUUAUCAAAUUGUUAUCAUAUAAGUGGUCACAAUAUUGUGAUAAUCAGUUUAAAAUCUGGCACAACCACCGAAUCAACAAGAAUUUCACUCUCGGAUCAAUUGUGUGAAGACAUCGCAACCAUUUCCAACUUCAACUCAAUUUGAUUUCGACCAAAAACUCUCUUAUCAUUGGUUUAACACUUCUCACAAUCAAAGGAAUUAUAACAAGUCUGGAACAGACUUUAAGAGUAAUCACAAAAAGUUGAGAACAGAAAGUCCAAACUUUGGACAAUAUUCUCAAUUCAACUGCAAUUCAAAUCCUUAUUGUUAUUUUGCAAACUAUAACAACUCGACCACUGGAGCCAAAGUGCACGGUAUCGAUACCGUCGCGCAAACACUUCAGAGGGCAUUGAAAUUGGACACAACCAUGAUAUUACUCCAACAACCACAGAGUGCUUCCUUUGGUAGUACCGGUGCACUGCUGGGCCCCGAUCUCGGCAUCACUUCUUAUAACAUUGACGACUCUUUCGAAGACUUCAAACUCUUUGACUUUCCUAUUGAGGACUCGUUAGACGACGAGUCAAACUUUGUUGACUUCACUGAUAUGUAUAGUCAACCCGAACAACAGUCAUCUCCACAGACUUGUCCCUCAACUGCUCCGUCGACUACGUGUUCGCUUGAAUCAGUUUCGGUGACGUCGACGCCAUCCACUCCGAGCGCUGCAACUCUUCCCAGUUUUCUUGAGACAUAUUCUCCUCGAUAUCGACAACCAGUUUCUACGUCUGGAAUGUAUUUUAAGUUUGAAGACAUUGGAUCUGAAGAGGAUUCUAUGGAAAGCGAGACCUUCUCUCUGCAGCGCUCCAAUGUUUCAGUCGCUUCGGUCAGCUCUCCAUCUCUAUCUCCCGCCUCCUUCUGUGGACAUCAAUCCAAUACCAACUCUAACGCAUUGGUUCUCAAACAAGAGAUGCCCGACACUUAUAUGACACCCACUGGACAGACACCGAUGGAUAUGAGCUAUGGAGCGCCCGCACCAGUGACUCAACGCAACGCAUACCCGACACCACCGACCGGUGCAACCUAUCCAUCGCCCAGUGAUAAACCGAUUGUCGCCAAUUCAACGCAACAACACUAUCAGUUCAACAAUUAUACGCCUUCGCCCCUUCAGUCUCAGCCCAAUAACAAUGCUUUUGCACAGCAGAGCACGUCUUAUCACUGCUCAUCGCUUGAAUCAAAAACAAGUUUCUGUCCCUCACUUCACAACAUAUCUUCAUAUCCAACAACUGAACCAUUAUUACCUCGAAUUAACAGUGAGAAAGUGCAGCGCAAACCCGCCCUAACUCUUCCGAGUCCUCCGCCUUCUGAAGCGAGUGUCCGAAUGCAUACUCCGACGACUCCCACAUCUAAUUCUUCUCGAUCUUCGCCUAAUGAGUCUCCGUCUCCGAGUCAGUUGUGUGCAGUUUGUGGUGAUAACGCCGCCUGUCAGCACUAUGGCGUCCGCACAUGUGAAGGAUGUAAAGGAUUUUUUAAGCGAACUGUUCAGAAGGGGGCUAAGUAUGUAUGUCUGGGUAAUAAGGACUGUCCCGUCGAUAAGAGGAGGAGAAAUAGGUGUCAGUUUUGCAGAUUCCAGAAAUGUUUGGCCGUAGGAAUGGUUAAAGAAGUGGUUCGAACCGAUAAUCUUAAAGGAAGAAGAGGUCGAUUGCCAUCAAAACCUAAGUCACCCCAAGAAUCGCCUCCUUCUCCACCUGUGAGCACAAUAACAGCACUUGUGAGGGCACACGUGGACACAACACCCGACUUGGCUAACCUUGAUUACACUCUUAGUUUUGGCGAUUGGUUGUCGUCCAUCACCGACUUCUCACGACAUCUUCGUCUCAUGGAUUUAGACAUCUCUGCUUUCGCCUGUUUAUGCGCUCUCACUCUCGUCACAGAGAGACACGGUUUGAAAGAAGCGCAUAAAGUGGAACAGUUACAGAUGAAGAUCAUCAGCUCUCUCAAAGAUCACGUCACGUACAACAGUGAAGCGCAGAAAAAGCCGCACUAUUUCUCACGAAUUUUGGCUAAACUGCCGGAUUUGCGCACACUUUCCGUCAAUGGAUUGCAACGCAUCUUCUCUUUGAAACUCGAAGACGUUGUCUCCACUCCCGCUGCUAUUGAAAGUAUGUUUUGUCCCACUUUACCCUAUUAAACCAUGUCUACAGCAUCACCACAACCACAUCCACUACAACCACAACCACCGACAUUAUCAUACCUUACACUUUCAUUCGUUAGUACCAUAUUUACAUAAAAUUUAAUAAUACUCUCAUAU
Messenger RNA from Medioppia subpectinata, 2326 nucleotides. Lineage: Eukaryota; Metazoa; Arthropoda; Arachnida; Sarcoptiformes; Oppiidae. The record is from the annotation of a GenBank genome assembly.